Messenger RNA from Exserohilum turcica Et28A, 797 nucleotides. RefSeq lists its product as uncharacterized. The coding region runs from base 137 to 538 and encodes 133 amino acids. Lineage: Eukaryota; Fungi; Ascomycota; Dothideomycetes; Pleosporales; Pleosporaceae. The transcript has a single exon. The record is from RefSeq and is a predicted model, not a curated record.
ACGACCCGUUCGAACAACCCCGAGUCCAGCUCUAUCCAUCCAUUGUUACCAACGCAUCCGCAUCACCACACGUACAUAUACAACUCCGGAAGAUACUAUAGCAACCACAUAUCGAACACAGAAGAUCCGCGCCAAAAUGGGUUGCGGCCUCUCCAAGCCAAAACAACAAACAUACCCCCCGCCUAUGCGGCAGACCAACAAAAACAAGAAGCGUUAUGGCUCUAAUACUGCGGCUAUCCCUCCAAACGACAACUUGACAUCGACAUAUGUGCCCAUGUCUAUUGCGCUGAAUAAUGCGCCUGCUGAUGACGGGCCCGCUGAUAUUGCGGGCGGAACAUCGUCUUCGGGACAUCGUCAUUCGCUUUUUGGAGGCCACCAUGGACAUCACAGCCAUCACAGUCAUCAUGGGGGGCAUUCUGGGGGAGACUCUGGAGGAUACUCUGGGGGAGGAUAUAGCGGAGGGUACAGCGGAGGAGGCGAUGGUGGAGGUGGAGGUGGUGGCGGUGGAGAUGGUAGUGGCGGUGGCGGUGGAUGUUAGAAAGGGAGAAGAAGGGAUGAAAAGGAAGAGGCAUAUACCAUUGUUGUUUGUAGGAUCGGGAUUGGGUUAGAUUGGUGAUGUACCUACUUAAUGCUUUAUGACUGGCUAUUGUUUGAGGUUGCCGGGGUGUAGUUUUCCGGCUAUAGAUUCUUUCAAACUACAUGACCUUGGGAUUAUAUUUCCUAUCUGGUCUAGAAUGGUGAAGUUGUCGACACUCCAAGGCACCAAUCAAUCAACUACCAGCCUCCGGCAAACUCUC